AUGUCUUUCAUGGGUCACCAAUCCCAGAACGAGGCCGUCGGGCACUCCUUCUCUCAGCCAACAAACGCUCCAAACAAAGAACACUCUUUUUACCCGUACACUGACAACGGUGGCUCGACUUUGGGUAUUACAGGUGCUGACUUCGCUAUCCUUGCUGGAGACACUCGUUCGGUGGCAGGGUAUAAUAUCAAUUCUCGCUAUGCUCCCAAGGUUUUCAAAAUUGGUGGUGAUGAUGAUACUGGCGAGGGUGCCCAUAUUAUUCUGUCGGUCGUGGGCUUCGCUGCGGAUGGUCAAGCACUCAAAGAAAGAUUAGAUGCGGUGGUGAAGAUGUACAAGUACCAGCACGGGAAGCCUAUGUCUGUCAGAGCCUGCGCUCAGCGAUUGUCGACCAUUCUUUACCAAAAGCGUUUCUUCCCCUAUUAUGUGCAUGCUAUUCUGGCAGGUUUGGAUGAAGAGGGCAAAGGAGCGUUGUACAGUUACGAUCCGGUAGGCUCAUACGAAAGAGAACAGUGCAGAGCAGCCGGAUCCGCCGCAAGUUUGAUCAUGCCAUUCUUGGAUAACCAAGUCAACUUCAAGAACCAAUACAUCCCCGGCAGUGGGGACGGGCAUGCUCUCGAACCUAAGAAGCCUCAGCCAUUACCCAGGGAAACCGUCGAACAGCUCGUGCGUGAUGCAUUUACCAGCGCUGUAGAGCGACAUAUCGAAGUUGGAGAUGGCUUGCAAAUGAUGGUUAUUACGCAAAACGGGAUAGAAGAAAUCUACACUCCACUGAAAAAGGACUAG
Messenger RNA from Aspergillus bombycis, 783 nucleotides. RefSeq names its product proteasome core particle subunit beta 6 (gene prs3). Gene Ontology annotation, cellular component: proteasome core complex. The coding region runs from base 1 to 783 and encodes 260 amino acids. The record is from RefSeq and is a predicted model, not a curated record. NCBI's taxonomy places the organism in Eukaryota, Fungi, Ascomycota, Eurotiomycetes, Eurotiales, Aspergillaceae. The transcript is spliced from 2 exons.